AGUUCCAACACCUGAAGCGUCUUUUGUCCUUGUUUGCACAGGGCCAAGAAGGGAAGUGGCCUCCGCCUGCAUUGAGAUCCCAACAGAGCAACUCAACUACAACAGAAACAACAUCUGAUACAAGCCUACGAUACAGAAAUCCUGAACAUUUUAACCCUAGCUUUAAGAAUAUGGAAGAACGUUAUAAUGACAACGAACUGAGGAUCGUCCUCGUUGGCAAAACUGGAGCUGGGAAGAGCGCCACAGCAAACGCCAUCUUGGGAAAGAAGCACUUUAAGUCGACCAUAUCAUCCAUGUCAACAACAAAGACGUGUGAAAGGGAAUGGGGAGAAAUUGGUGGUAGGAAAAUUGUGGUUGUUGAUACACCUGGGCUUUUUGACACCAGCACACCCCAAGAAGAGACAGCCAAAGAAGUUACAAAAUGUGUGAAGUGGGGCUACCCAGGUCCCCAUGCAAUUGUACAAGUCAUACAAUUGGCUCAUUUCACUGAGGAGGAAAAAAAGGUUGCCCAGUUGAUCCAAGGGAUUUUUACCCUGAAAGCAAAGGAUUACAUGAUCAUUUUGUUCACCCGCAAAGAUGACCUGGAGGGUAAGCUUUUGAACGAGUUCUUGCAGGACGGAGAUGCAGAUCUGAAGGCGCAGAUUGCCCAAUGCGGGGGCCGGUGCCUGGCUUUCAACAACAAGGCUGAAGGGGAAGAGAGGGAAGCGCAGGUGGCUGAACUCCUUCGGAUGAUCGAUGACUUGAUGGAAAAGAACAGCCAAGCCCCUCACUAUACUGAAGAGAUGCUCAAGGAGGACGAAAAACAAGCAACUGGGCAUUUCGGUUGGUGCACGUUACUCUAG
This is a messenger RNA of Sceloporus undulatus (fence lizard), 842 nucleotides long. Its product is annotated as GTPase IMAP family member 7-like. NCBI's taxonomy places the organism in Eukaryota, Metazoa, Chordata, Lepidosauria, Squamata, Phrynosomatidae. The coding region runs from base 171 to 842 and encodes 223 amino acids. Gene Ontology annotation, molecular function: GTP binding. The transcript has 3 exons. The record is from RefSeq and is a predicted model, not a curated record.